Messenger RNA from Bombus impatiens (common eastern bumble bee), 2343 nucleotides. RefSeq names its product bis(5'-adenosyl)-triphosphatase enpp4. The transcript has 9 exons. Bases 396 to 1973 code for a protein of 525 amino acids. The record is from RefSeq and is a predicted model, not a curated record. Lineage: Eukaryota; Metazoa; Arthropoda; Insecta; Hymenoptera; Apidae.
UAUAUAGUUUUAUAGUUCAUGAGAAGUGAAGGAGCGUUUAGUAUUUGGCAAACGGUGUCCGUGAAUAGGAAUUGACUAAUGUUUCUAAUUUUUUUUUAUCAUGUGAAACAACCAUCUGGUCAUUUUCAAUUGGUAUCGUUCGAUGGAAUUUUUUAGAAACUAUGUCUAUGUAUACGAUCGGAUAGAUUAAUUCGGAAAUAAGAUCUUUUUUAUUAAAAAAAUAUAUAUACUUGCUGUGGCAGUUAUCAAUAACUGGAUAUUUUUAACUUUCAAUCCAGGUCGAAGAAGAUUCGUCACUGAAAUGCUUUUAAAAGCAUGAAGGAGAUAGAAUAAUAACCACUAGCUAAGCACGAUAACGAUUCUUCCUGUUAAAGAACGAUUUAUACACGUUCACUAUGAAUUCUGUAAUCAUAUUUACUUCGUUACUUGUUAUGUUACUUAGUGUGAAGCAUGGAUUAUUGAUAUCGCAACAUCCAAAGUUGUUAGUAAUAUCAUAUGAUGCAUUCAGGUAUGACUAUUUUGACAGAACACCAUUUAUGAAUAAACUGAAACAUGAAGGCACAUAUGCGGAUUACAUGAUGAAUAUUUUUGUCACAAAAACAUUUCCUAAUCAUCAUACAAUGGCCACAGGAUUGUAUGCAGAAACACAUGGAGUUGUGGAUAAUGAAUUUUAUGAUCCUGCUUCAGGAAAUACAACAAAAUAUUCAUAUAAUUUGUAUCAUUAUAAUAAUAGAAUUCUUCCUAUUUGGACUGUUAACCAAAAGGCUGGUGCACAAAGAAGAAGUGGCACAAUGAUGUGGCCUGGUGGCAUUUAUGAAUAUCAAGGAAUCUCCCCUACAUUUGCUCAGAAUUUUAAUGAGACUGUACCUUGGGAAGAAAGAAUUGAUACCUUAAUAUCAUGGUUUGUACAUCCUAUACAUCCAAUAAAUUUUGGAAUAUUAUACAUUGAAGAGCCAGAUUAUCAUGGUCAUGUGAUUGGAAUAAAAGGACCUCAAUUUGAUGAUAUUCUUAGGAAGUUAGAUAAUAUAACUAGGUAUCUUCACAAUAAGAUAGAAUACCAUGGUUUACAUGAUCUUAAUGUUGUUCAUUUGAGUGAUCAUGGAAUGGCAACUGUUAAGUUAGACAGGAUAAUAGAUCUAACAAAGUAUAUUAACAGCUCUGAUUACAAAUUUGUGGGUACCUCACCAGGAUUGCACAUUUUCCCUAAUCCUGGCAAAGAAGAAAUAAUUUAUCAAACAUUGAAGCAAGCAGCGUUGAAAUCGAAGACGUUUAGAGUUUUUAAAAGGGAUGAAAUUCCUAAGAAAUAUCACUAUGGAAAUAAUACGCGUAUUGGUCCUAUCUUUGUCAUUGCUGAAAUUGGAUAUGCAUUUCAAAAUCUCCUUGAUAAUAUAGAAUAUUAUAAGAAAAAGUUCAAUAUUACAGGGUAUUUAUGUUUAGUAACCAGUGAUUCAGAAUUUGGUCUUCAUGGCUACGAUAAUGAGGCUAUAGAAAUGCAUCCUUUCUUCUUUGCAAAUGGUCCUGCAUUUAUGCCCAAGUGCAAGCUCGAACCUUUUAAUAAUCUGGAUUUAUUUCCGCUAUUUUGUAAAAUACUCGAUCUACAAUGUCCCAUAGGGAAUGGUACUAUAUCACAUCUAACCAAGUGUCUCAAGAAACAUCAACAGGAUAUCACAGUAAUCGCGUAUCGACUGAUAUUUGUAGCCACUAUAAUAUCAAUGACACUGGUAGUAAUUAUAGGAGCAAUAAUAAUAUUCUAUAUGAGGAAACGGCGAUUAGGAGCAAAAAGUUACAGAAGAAUACUGGAAGAUUUGGAAGCACAGUACCAUUGGGACGAAAAUCACGAUAUUGAAAAUGAUACUUGCAAAUUAAACAAUUUUCCAGAUUUAUUCGUAAUUUCAUGCUACGCGAAGAAUAGACUUUCAUAUGCAUAUAAAGGAAAUAUUAAGUAUAGGAAAACUCUUUUUCAUUGUAGGUGACAUAUACUUCAUUUAUUGCGCGGUUGUAUGUAUUUUUGAACACAUAUAAAUGAGAAACUAUUCCUGUGAUAAAAAAGGAAGCAGAAUUGAUAUCUUUGAAUGACUUUAAAUAACGUAUAUAAACUUAUGAACAAUCAGUCACCAUUAAUACGUAUUUUAGGUGUACACACAGAUUUAUUAAAUGUUCCAUAAAAUGUACUUCCUGUACGAAUUUUUUAUUCUUCCGAUUUUUACGAUACUAUGUCUUAUAUGAUAACUGUACGUAUUAAACGUAAUAUGAAUAAUUCGUAAAUUGUCUCGAACGACAUUAAUUGUCUUUCUACUUAUAACAAUAUCGAAAUUACAUGUAAAACUGGAAGAAUACUAUGCA